CCAUGGCCAGCCCGCUGCGCUCCUUGAUGCUACUGCUGGCGGUCCUGGCCCUAGCCUGGGCCGGAACCUCCAGGCCACCCCCGCGAUUGUUGGGAGCUCCGCAGGAGGCAGAUGCCAGCGAGGAGGGCGUGCAGCAAGCGCUGGACUUCGCCGUAAGCGAGUACAACAAGGGCAGCAACGAUGCGUACUACAGCCGCGCCAUACAGGUGGAGAGAGCUCGUAAGCAGCUUGUGGCUGGAAUAAACUAUUAUUUGGAUGUGGAGAUGGGCCGAACUACAUGUACCAAAUCCCAGCCAAAUUUGACUAACUGUCCUUUCCACGACCAGCCCCAUCUGAUGAGGAAGGUACUCUGCUCCUUCCAAAUCUACAGCGUGCCCUGGAAAGGCACACACACCCUGACAAAAUCCAGCUGCAAAAAUGUCUAAGAGCUGAGUCUCAUAGGACCAUGCCAAUGGUCCCUUACUUGUU
This is a messenger RNA of Rattus rattus (black rat), 468 nucleotides long. Its product is annotated as cystatin-C-like. The coding region runs from base 3 to 425 and encodes 140 amino acids. The record is from RefSeq and is a predicted model, not a curated record. Gene Ontology annotation, molecular function: cysteine-type endopeptidase inhibitor activity. NCBI's taxonomy places the organism in Eukaryota, Metazoa, Chordata, Mammalia, Rodentia, Muridae. The transcript has a single exon.